AUGUUAAGGAAAGUGGCUGCAGCUGGUCCUGGAUUUCCAACACCUACUCGGAAGCUGAUCAUGGGCCGGCUCUUGCAAGAUUGCAAGGAUCCCACGGACGACGCGUUGAAACCGAUUAAGGACUCGUGGAGCGACAUUGGUGUGAGCAUUGCUACUGACGGAUGGACAGAUAUCUCUAGCCGCCCACAGAUGAACUUCCUAGCAGUGAACACGAAGGGAGCUGUCUUCUUGUUCGGCGUUGAUUGCGGUACAAAGAAGAAGAGCGGCGAGUACAUUGCCGAACACCUCAAGAGAGCCAUCGGCAUGGUUGGAGCAGAGAAUGUGGUGGGGCUGCUAAUGGAUGGCGCAAGCAACAACAUUAGCGCAGCCAACAUCGUGAAGGCGGAAUUUCCUAAGGUGGAAUACAUCCGUUGCGCGGCUCACAUCCUCAACAAUCUGAUGAAAGACAUUGGGGGGCGCAAAUGGGCUGCCAAAAUCAUUGGCAAGGUGCAAGACCUGAUUUCGGUUUUGAAGAAGGCACAUUGGAUCACCGGCUACUUCCGUGAGAAAAAAUCUCUCAUGCUGCUUAAGCCCGCGGGCACACGCUUUGGAACAAACUAUGUAGCGCUGCAACGUUUGCUGGAUGUGCAUCCUGUACUUGACCAAAUGGUGCUAACCACAGGGUGGGCUGCCCAGGCACAUGGGAAGAAGCGGAUGGUUGCGGCACGCGGCGUGAUUAGGGAUGAUGUUUUUUGGGAGGGGGUGGAGAGGGUGGUACGUGUCUUGAAGCCGAUUUACAUGCUCUUGAGGGCGGUUGAUGGAAAUCAGGAGGUUAUGGGGAAGAUGUAUGACAUGAUGCUGGAUUUAGAGGAGAGCAUGAAGACGGCUUGCAGCUGCCUGAGGAGCAAGGAGAGCAAGUGGAUUUUGGGGGCCGUGCGGCGUCACUGGAAUAAGAACAUCAACUGCGCCUUAUAUGUGGUGGGUCGGAUUUUGUAUCCACCGAAUCAAUACGAGAAGAUCUUCGGCAGGGACAUUGAGUGCACUAGGAUCUUCAAGCAGUUCAUAAGGGAUUACUAUAAGGGGGAGUAUGUGGUGGAUAAGGAUGGCACGAAGUUUCCAAUGGCGACCAUUGUUGAGAGGGAGAUUCUUAUUUAUGUGAAAGGAGAAGGGGCCAUUGGUGAGCCGAAGGCAAGGGCAGAUCUCGAGCUCGUGAAGGUGGGCAAGUUGGACCCCGCUCAUUGGUGGGAGUUUAGUGGGGAGCAGCAGUGCCCCAACCUUGCUAAACUGGCUUGCAAGGUUCUCAAGCAGUGUGUUUCUGCUUCCGCGUGUGAAACCAAUUGGGGGGUUUGGGAAUCUAUCCACACCGCGCGGCGAAACCGCCUAGGACCCAAGCGCCUCGAGGACCUUGUCUACGUGACACACAAUUACAACACAGUAUGUAAGGUGCAUGAGGAGCAUGAGAAGCGGUUCUUCAAGGCUGGCCACGAAUCCGUUCAGAUUGAGGAGCAGCAGCAAGAUCCGUAUGGACCGCUCGACGAUGACGACAUCUCCGAUGAUGCUUGCAUGGAAGAUGAAGAGGAAGAAGAGGAGGCGGAUAAGGAGGAGGAAAAAAAGGAGGAGGAUGGAGGAGGAGGGGGGGGAGGAGGAGGAGGAGGAGGAGGAGGAGGAGGAGGAGGAGGAGGAGGGAGGAGGAGGAGGAGGAGGAGGAGGAGGAGGAGGAGGAGGAGGAGGAGGAGGAGGAGGAGGAGGAUGAGGAGGAGGAGGAGAGGAGGAGGAGGAAGGAGGAGGAGGGAGGACGCGGAGGAGGAGGGGGGGGAGGAGGAGGAGGAGGAGGGAGGAGGAGGAGGAGGAGGAGGAGGAGGAAGAGGAAGGAUGAGAUGA
Messenger RNA from Closterium sp. Yama58-4, 1860 nucleotides. The record is from the annotation of a GenBank genome assembly. Lineage: Eukaryota; Viridiplantae; Streptophyta; Zygnematophyceae; Desmidiales; Closteriaceae.